AUGGUGGAAAGACGUGAAAGUCUCAAACUAACGAGUAAAUUCAUCGGCGAAGCUCUGGGCGAUACUCUGCCAAAUGUGAGGACUGUGUUUGCGGGAGGGUCUCGUGAUUCAAUUCAACGAGAAUCACGAGUGGUCCUUCUGCUUGGAGCCUCGAACACGAAAAAAUGCGCGCUCGUCGAUUUCAUGUGCAACUAUUUUUAUGGAGUGAAUCUCGAAUCCGAUGAACGUUUUCAUAUCGCAAAUGAGAAGUUUGAAGCCUCAACCCCGUCACGAUCGAUCACAACUUAUGUAUUCAACGAUGCGCAAACAAGUUUUCGACCGAUUGUCAUUGAUACUCCAGGUGUUGGCAAAGAAGAAUGUGAAAAAGAGAUCCACGAUCUUUUCCAAGCGUGGCUUUCCCUCAAUCAACAUCAUCGAAUCGACGUUGUCGGUGUGGUUCUUUCAUCGCAAUGUCGAAUGACGAGCGCUGAAGAGAAUGAACUCGUCAAAGUACUCGAUUACAUUCCUGAGCAUAUGAAGAAAAACAUUGUGCUUCUCAUUAGCGACUCUGACGGUUCACCAAUCAAUAUCGCUGUUUUGCGCCGCUUGAAAUUGCAUGGACAUCCCGAAUACAAGUUCAAUACGGAAUGCAUGUUUGAGAGAAAACAAGAUGACUCUUUGAAAGAAUAUCUUCGUGAGAACUACUGGAAAAUGAGUGAAAAGAACUUCUCGGCACUCUUCGAACAAGCUGAACGCCUUGAACCAAAAACGAUUUCCGGAUUACCGCACGAUGAUCGAGGCUUCUCGCCCGGAGUCCAACGAAGAGGUCUCAGCGAUGCGACGAUUACAACAACAACUGAAACAGUGACUACUAGAAAGAUCAUGCACGAUACAAGCUCUUCCAACUCUGUGUAUGAAUAUUCGGGCGGUAGUUUGGGGAGAUCGUUACAGAGACCAAGCGGUUUUCCGCCACCACCUCCAUCAGACAGCGACGGACCAUCACCUCCACCAAUCACCACUUUACCAACUGCGGCUCCGAUCACGAUCACCCCACCGACACCGACCAUUCAUGUACCAGCUGUGCCGCCAGCUCCACCAGGUCCACCGCCUCCGCCACCCCCACCGCCUCGUCCUCCACCACCACCCCAAACAGCCAAAGAACCCUAUCUACCGUAUGCCGACGAUGCUCCCGAACCAAAACGUGAGCGCUCACACUCAGGAAACAGCCAUUAUUCAAAUGUUUACUCGGAAUCUGGGUCAACUAUGACAAAAAAUAUCACAUAUUCUGCGGAAACCUAUGGAACGAAUACUUUGAAUGUGCAAACGCAAGAGAUCAUCAGUCCACCUGUUACUCUACCCACUCAUAAUGAACCAAGUCCUCCAGGCUCAGGUCCACCAACUCCACCGAAAGCCGCUAAAGAGUCAGCUAGAGAAGCUUUUGGAAUGAGUCCGACCACUCCGAGUCCUACAAGAAGAACCUCACCAUAUUCUCCAUCGUUGACGAACAUGUUGCAAACGGAGAAAGAAGAACAUGAGAGGAGCUUAAGGGCUUCUAAAGAUGAGCUUUUCCACUCUUCUCAAGUCUCCCAUCACACAACUGGCUCAAGGCACUCGAUUCAUCACACCGGCUAUGAAGAUCAACGACAUUUUAUGAGAUCUGAGGGUGGUAGUGAGUCAAGCAGCCGGGCGACCGUUAUCGCUCAAAGUGCCUCUCCUCACCACACAACAAAUAGCUCUUUGCAAGAAAGAGUGAUGAGUGAGAGUGCCCUUCAACACCUCAAUUUCCCAUCUCCACCCGCUCCAAGUUACUCCCGAAGAGUCGAAGAGUUACCUCAUGGAAAGACCGUGAUUGAGGAAGAGGUGAUUCCGACGAGCACCGGUUACUCAUCGACUGUUAAAAAGACGACAACUCUCGAAUUUGGACAGGGGACAAAUGUUCAAAAUGCUCUCGACCUCCUCGACCGCUACACACCAAUUCCACCAAAAUACGAGGAACCACCAUCAAAUCUUUCCUCGAAAUAUGAGAAUAUUGGAUAUGGAGCAACUCCAAGUGGUGGAAAUGCAAGAUACAGUGAGAAUAUUGGAUAUGGAGCAACUCCAAGUGGUGGAAAUGCAAGAUACAGUGAGAAUAUUGGAUAUGGAGCAACUCCAAGUGGUGGAAAUGCAAGAUACAGUGAGAAUAUUGGAUAUGGAGCAACUCCAAGUGGUGGAAAUGCAAGAUACAGUGAACAAACCGUGACCUCGGGCCGUUUACCCCAUCAUCCAUCGGAUGAGUCGUCAAAUCGGAGCCUUUCGCCGAUGAAUACUGGCACUGUUAGAUACACUUAUAACGAGGGAACACGCCAUUACGAUGCUUACGUCCUGAGCCAAGGAAGCAGCUCGGAUACUGGAGCUGAGAGGGAAUCUGGUGUCUAUGCUUAUGGAACGUUACCUGAGCUGUCGAACACAAAGAUCCACCAUCCGCAGCCGAUUGCUGGAGGUGCUGUACCGCAGAGACCGAUCAAGGAAACGGUGAUCGAUGAUAUCCCGACUCCACCGCCGCACGCCAAACCACGAGAGAGUCUAGUUGGAGCAGUGGCACAAAUUGGUGGACAUGAUAGUGAAGUUAUCGAGACGAAAACCUCACCUUUCCAACGAGAAUCCGACUCCAGAAUAUCAAGGCACAUGCUUCAGGGAACCACUCAACAGACAACUCAUCAAACUGGAUCCAUGAUAUAUUCAAACGGUGGCCGAGCAACGCUUGCCGACGAUCAAGCCAGAGCCGCCGCUGAAGGAGUUUUCCAGCCUCAUCACGCUGGGCGAGUCGACGCGAACGGGGAGCGCCUCUCUCAACAAUAUUCGGUUGUCGUGAAAAAACCGACCGUUCCACAACAUGGAUCGAGAUAUGAAAACCUCACCGCUGCUGGUGGAAUGGUGUCUGAUUCGGUGACAUUGAGAGAGACGAGUGGGAGAACGAUUAGAAGAGAUGCCUACAACUCAGCUGAUGUGCGAGUUGAUGAUGAAAUGGCGCGAAGAGAUGAGAUGCUGAGAAGAACUACCGAGGACGUGCAACGUGACAGUUAUGUGGAGAGAAUGGCUCCAUCAAGGGUUAGACCCGUGCCAACCCCAAGAAAUGGUUCAAACCCAAACACUCCACAAAUUCACUCAGCACAACAAAAUGUCAACACCACAACUAUGACAAGAUCAGAACAAAAUCUAAGACGAUGGGGAGAUGAGAUUCCAACGUAUCCAGAGAGAUACCCGGAUCCGACGCAAGACCCCAACUAUGAACCUCAGCACAUUGCCGAGCCUGAGGAUGAUACGGAUGAUUGGAGUGAACAAGGACCGAAUGGGAAACGAAUGGUUACAGACACAACAACGACAACGACGCGAGUGCACGAGAGAAGACAAGGCCACUCACCCGAUCUCAGCCCACACAACGAUCCUAGAAGCCCCACAAAUCAUGAUUUGAAUCGAACCUAUCCUGAAUACCAGGAUCAAUCAAAAGACCCCGAAAGAAAUCGUUUACUUCAAGUUGAAAACCCUUGGGCACAACCACCGAAAAGAGACGCUGAAGCGAAUCGAAGGAAAAAUGUUGCCAAGAGAAGUCCGCUCAGCCUUGAAGGAAUCCGAUGUUGUCCACCAAAUAUUCUCUGUAUUUUGUGUCUAAUCGUGGCUCCACUGUUCUUGGUUAUCGUCAUCCUCACACUAAUCAUUUGUGGAAUCGCCAAAUUGCAC
Molecule: messenger RNA, 3696 nt
Organism: Mesorhabditis belari
Lineage: Eukaryota; Metazoa; Nematoda; Chromadorea; Rhabditida; Rhabditidae
Source: the annotation of a GenBank genome assembly